This is a messenger RNA of Schistosoma mattheei, 1296 nucleotides long. NCBI's taxonomy places the organism in Eukaryota, Metazoa, Platyhelminthes, Trematoda, Strigeidida, Schistosomatidae. The record is from the annotation of a GenBank genome assembly.
AUGGUUCUUAAUUUAUUCAUGAAUUCGUCUGUACUUUCUUAUGGUAUUAUUAAUCAUAACACGGACCAUAUAUCAUCAUCAUCAUCAUCAUCAUCAUCAUCAUCAUCAUCAUCAUCAUCAUCAUCAUCAUCAUCAUCAUCAUCAUCAUCAUCAUCAUCAUCAUCAUCAUCAUCAUCAUCAUCAUCAUCAUCAUCAUCAUCAUCAUCAUCAUCAUCAUCAUCAUCAUCAUCAUCAUCAUCAUCAUCAUCAUCAUCAUCAUCAUCAUCAUCAUCAUCAUCAUCAUCAUCAUCAUCAUCAUCAUCAUCAUCAUCAUCAUCAUCAUCAUCAUCAUCAUCAUCAUCAUCAUCAUCAUCAUCAUCAUCAUCAUCAUCAUCAUCAUCAUCAUCAUCAUCAUCAUCAUCAUCAUCAUCAUCAUCAUCAUCAUCAUCAUCAUCAUCAUCAUCAUCAUCAUCAUCAUCAUCAUCAUCAUCAUCAUCAUCAUCAUCAUCAUCAUCAUCAUCAUCAUCAUCAUCAUCAUCAUCAUCAUCAUCAUCAUCAUCAUCAUCAUCAUCAUCAUCAUCAUCAUCAUCAUCAUCAUCAUCAUCAUCAUCAUCAUCAUCAUCAUCAUCAUCAUCAUCAUCAUCAUCAUCAUCAUCAUCAUCAUCAUCAUCAUCAUCAUCAUCAUCAUCAUCAUCAUCAUCAUCAUCAUCAUCAUCAUCAUCAUCAUCAUCAUCAUCAUCAUCAUCAUCAUCAUCAUCAUCAUCAUCAUCAUCAUCAUCAUCAUCAUCAUCAUCAUCAUCAUCAUCAUCAUCAUCAUCAUCAUCAUCAUCAUCAUCAUCAUCAUCAUCAUCAUCAUCAUCAUCAUCAUCAUCAUCAUCAUCAUCAUCAUCAUCAUCAUCAUCAUCAUCAUCAUCAUCAUCAUCAUCAUCAUCAUCAUCAUCAUCAUCAUCAUCAUCAUCAUCAUCAUCAUCAUCAUCAUCAUCAUCAUCAUCAUCAUCAUCAUCAUCAUCAUCAUCAUCAUCAUCAUCAUCAUCAUCAUCAUCAUCAUCAUCAUCAUCAUCAUCAUCAUCAUCAUCAUCAUCAUCAUCAUCAUCAUCAUCAUCAUCAUCAUCAUCAUCAUCAUCAUCAUCAUCAUCAUCAUCAUCAUCAUCAUCAUCAUCAUCAUCAUCAUCAUCAUCAUCAUCAUCAUCAUCAUCAUCAUCAUCAUCAUCAUCAUCAUCAUCAUCAUCAUCAUCAUCAUCAUCAUCAUCAUCAUCAUCAUCAUCAUCAUCAUCAUCAUCAUCAUCAUCAUCAUCAUCAUCAUCAUCAUCAUCAUAG